GGCGUAGAAUGCGUCAGAAACAUCAAGAUUAAUCAAGAUGGCGAUUCUUCUCGUUCGAUAAUACGUCACCAGUGAGUGAUAAAUAUCGCGAAAAAAUGUGGACUUAGCGCUUUGAAAAGAUAAAGAAAUAGCUAUUUCGCGCAAGGUAUUCGUUGUGUUUAUUGUGCAACGGUAAAGAUAUUCUAUUAUCUUGUAGCUCUCAUAUUCUAACCUGUACGCGUCGUCAUCGCCAGCUGAAAGUACCGUAAGAUUUUCAGACUGACAGUGACAAGUAUGGCAUUAUUAUGCGAAUGUAGGGAAGCCUUGUAAGGAUCGUCAUGUGAAUGAGGCUGAUAUCAACGAGCGGAAACUGAUAUUGAUUUAGCUUGCACGGAGAAAACAUGGAAUCGAACGAAGACAGUCGACUUCCCAACGGCGAUGUUCGGGUGCACAGGGACGUCGACUGGGCUAGAUACGGUUUGCGUGAUCCGGAGGCCCAAGAAACUGCGAAAAGGGAUAACAGAGAUGAUAAUGUUCUCGACCCGGAAAUGUAUCAGGCCGGUGUGAACGAAUUGUUCGCGCAGGAAUAUAGUUCAGAUCCCUGGUGGAAGUCAAACUUCUUCAUUUCCCAGCCUGUGUUGUUUGGAACCUGGGAUGGAGUUUUCACAUCUUGCCUUAUUAACAUAUUCGGUGUAAUUGUAUUUCUGAGGUCUGGCUGGAUAGUUGGUCAAGCAGGUGUUUUGAACGCAGUAUUGAUCAUCUUUUGUACAGUGUGUAUUGCAUUGGUGACUGUACUGUCAGCUGUUGGCAUAUGCGAACGGUGUAGAGUUGAGAGCGGCGGAGUGUACUUCCUGUUAUCACACGUACUAGGUUCCAGAUUCGGUGGCUCCAUUGGAUUACUUUACUGUUUCGGGCAGGCGGUGGGUUGUGCUCUGAACGUUUUAGGUUUUGGAGAAUCAAUGGCUGGUCUUGUAGGUUUGGAUUCGGCAUGGGCACAACGCGGCUUCGCCUGCGCAGCCGUUGUACUAUUAUCCGUAAUUAACGUAGCAGGUGUUAAGUGGGUUGUUAAAUUGCAAUUUAUCCUCCUUUUAAUCCUGCUCCUUGCUGGAGUUGACUUCAUGGUUGGAAGUUUUACUCAUACUAAUAUUGAUUCUGGCUUUGAAGGCUGGCUCUCAGGAAAUUUGAAAAACAACACCUUGCCCGAUUAUCAAGAUGGGUACAGCUGGUUCACUGUCUUUGGUGUGUUUUUUCCAACAGUAACCGGUGUUUUAGCUGGAAUUAACAUGAGUGGAGAUUUGAGACAUCCGUCUAGCGACAUUCCUAAUGGUACUUUAGCGGCAUUAGGAACUGGAACAUUUUUGUAUCUAUGCUUUUCAUUGACUCUUGCGGCAACUUGCGUCAGAAAUGCUUUGCUUACCAACUUUACAAUAGCGUCAACGGUAUCGGCGAUCUCGGUAUUGCUACUCGCUGGUCUCUACGUAUCGUCGUUUAGCAGCUGUUUGGGUGCCAUGUACGGCACACCUCGUGUUCUCCAAUCUAUCGCUAGUCAAAAUGUUAUUCCAGGAAUGAGCUGCUUGCAAAGAGGGAGGGGACCAAAUAAAGUACCUAUAUAUGCCAUGCUGGUUGUUGCUGUAGUAACAUUGACUUUUAUCAUUACCGGACAAAUUAAUACACUCGCACCAAUCGUGACGAUGCCAUUCCUGUUGACAUACGCCUGUUUAGAUUAUGCAUAUUUUGCUCUUGCGCAGACGUUUGAUCUUCGGCAUACGCGUGAACAACGGUUUCGUACACAAUCUCCAACAUUUGAUCGCAAUUAUGGUUCCGCAAGUAGAAACAACUCCAUAACUGACACGGACAAUGAUUUAGACAGUCUGUUCCCCGAAAGAAUAAGGCAUAAAAAUCUUAUGAGAAACAACAGUAUUUCUGACAACAAUGUGUAUGUGGAUUCGUCGCCGAGCAUCGAGGACAAUGCCAGUGUUUCCAGUACAUCAGAGCGAAAAGUUCAUAUACAUAAUAAGUUAGGAAAUUGGUACAGUCCUUUAUGCAAUAGAUGGUUUUCGCUGUUAGGCUGUCUUGUAAAAUUGCUUAUAAUGUUUCUCGUACACUGGGGAUAUGCAAUCGCAAAUAUCGUCGUUGUAUUUCUCGUCUGGAGUUAUGUUGGCCACGCUAAUCCUGCUGUAAAACCUGGAAUUUCAGCAGAAUUCCAAUUUUUCAAAUGGUUUCGGAUUGCAUUACUUCGAAUUAUGGGGAGAAAAGUUUAUGAUUACGAGCAGAUAGUAGUAACUCCGGUGCAUCCAGGUGUUGAAACGUGUUCGGCUCAACUGAAUGAAGAGAACGAAGAUUUUUCAAGUAGAAGAAGGUAUCAUCAAACCGCUACAGUUACAGGUCAAUACGUUAAUGUCGACUAAACAUAAGAAAUUGUCUUUUUGAAAUUAAAAAUCGCGCGAAUUUAUGUAUGUACUAUUCCAGUAAAACGAAUAAGUGCGUCUUUUAGAAUGUUUUCAAGGCGGGAACAGAUUACGAAUACAUAUAUAUAUACUAACGACUAAUAUUUAAUAUGAUACAUCAAGACCUGAUAAGAA
Molecule: messenger RNA, 2561 nt
Organism: Solenopsis invicta (red fire ant)
Lineage: Eukaryota; Metazoa; Arthropoda; Insecta; Hymenoptera; Formicidae
Product: solute carrier family 12 member 8
Exons: 10
Coding region: 381-2387 (668 amino acids)
Biological process (GO): cell volume homeostasis; chloride ion homeostasis; chloride transmembrane transport
Cellular component (GO): membrane
Molecular function (GO): potassium:chloride symporter activity
Source: RefSeq, a predicted model, not a curated record